Molecule: messenger RNA, 786 nt
Organism: Prunus armeniaca (apricot)
Lineage: Eukaryota; Viridiplantae; Streptophyta; Magnoliopsida; Rosales; Rosaceae
Source: the annotation of a GenBank genome assembly
AUGUGGAAGAUCAUUGAAGCUAGUGAAUUGGUUCAAAAAAAUCUGCCAGAGACAACCCGACUUUGGAUGUUAGACCCAAUGAAAGCGAUUCCGCAUGAUGAUAUGGUGAAAUUGCUGAAACUUUGUUGGGAAUGGCGCCAUGACCCAAAUUUGGUGAUGCAAUUUGGCAACGUCAAAGCUGAGAUUGAAUUCUUCGCUUCCCUCGUCAAAGCUGACGGUUGGCUGAAAGGAGAUAAUCACAUCCAUACUUGCUUUACGGAUAAUAAAAGAAGAAAAGAGCAGGUUGGGUGGAAAAUUAGAAACAGUUUACUGAACGUUGUAAAUGGCAAGGUUCCGGUGUGUGGGAUGGAUUGGCAGAAUGCAUAUAAGGUGUAUACCCCUUGUAUGUUGACGAAGUACAAGCAUUGGGUGGCUGUAAUGAUUGAUCUGGUUAACUGUGAAAUCAAAGUGUACGAUUCAAUGGUUUCACUUAUUCCAGAUGAGAUCUUAAAGGAAGAACUCACCCCGCUUUCAAUUACGAUUCCAAAUCUUCUCAACACCAUCGACUUUUAUGAAGAUGGUGUUUACGCAAACGAUUGCAGCCGAGAUUGGUGGUGUCCGUGGCCAAUAGAACGUGUGGAUGUUCCUCAACAGUUUAAUCAAGGCGAUUGUGGCAUGUUUGUGUUGAAGUACAUUGAGCUUUUGAGCGCUAAGAUUCCGUUAGCUACUUGCACCUCGCAGAACAUGCCCUUUUUUCAAUUGAAGUUGGCUGCAGAGAUAUUACGGGGAGAUGCUUACAUGGCAUGA